This is a messenger RNA of Trichoderma asperellum CBS 433.97, 771 nucleotides long. RefSeq lists its product as uncharacterized. The record is from RefSeq and is a predicted model, not a curated record. NCBI's taxonomy places the organism in Eukaryota, Fungi, Ascomycota, Sordariomycetes, Hypocreales, Hypocreaceae.
CAAAUCGCCUGAUACAAGUUUGCGCGCCUCAACUUCACAACCAGCAGUCUUCAACAUGGCUGGCGACAAGGUCCCAACUCUGCACUCGCUAGAGAAGCCUGAAAAGCUUCAAGAUGUCUUACGCCAGGACCGCGGCGAUGACUGCCUAGGCUGCAAAAUUAUAGGAAGCGGUGCAUUUUUUGGCCUUGCGGGAUAUAGUUAUUUCUCUGGCAUGUCACAGUUGGAAAAGCAAAGGGCUGCUAUUCUUCAGAGCAAGUCAAUAUUUGGCAUGAGGAGUCGGCGAUUUGGCAUCGUCACUAUCUCAGCGGGCCUGGCCUGGAUGGGUCUCUGGAGAGCCCUCAAAUGAUCUUUAAGCGUCGAGUUUGAACACAAAGUGGUGAAUAUCACGAAGCUUUCAACCUUGCUCGCUACACCCCAAGAGCUACCUACCCAUACUUACAAAAGACACACCUGACAUGAUGGAUGAAAGAGCAGGCUGUACUCUACCUAGCACCGGCGUGGUGUAUUGUUCAUGAUUAUGAAUGGAAGGAAUGUACUUGAAUGGCACCGUCUCGUGGAGAUUUCAACGAGUGUCGAUAUGUAUAUUAGUGUACUAUUUAGACUAUGGCGAGACAUGAAAAUGGUGGCAUGAUCUCGAGGAGACGAGGCAUCAACAAACUCACGGAUGGGAAAUGGACUGGAUAAGCAUAAUAAUUUAUCUCUUCUCUUGAUUUCGUUGCCAGGUUUAAUGGCAUUUGUUUUGUUUUAGCCCAUUUUUAUAUAAUUUGUUCC